Molecule: messenger RNA, 4494 nt
Organism: Terrapene triunguis (Three-toed box turtle)
Lineage: Eukaryota; Metazoa; Chordata; Testudines; Emydidae
Gene: KCNT1
Product: potassium sodium-activated channel subfamily T member 1
Exons: 30
Coding region: 1-3513 (1170 amino acids)
Biological process (GO): potassium ion transport
Cellular component (GO): membrane
Molecular function (GO): intracellular sodium-activated potassium channel activity
Source: RefSeq, a predicted model, not a curated record
AUGAACGAGCUGGAGUCCGAGGUGCUGCCCCUGCCGCCCCGCUACCGGUUCCGGGACCUGCUGCUGGGGGACCAGGCCUUCCAGAACGACGACAGGGUACAGGUUGAGUUCUACGUAAAUGAAAACACCUUUAAAGAACGUCUCAAACUGUUCUUCAUCAAAAACCAAAGAUCAAGCCUAAGGAUACGGCUCUUCAACUUCUCCCUGAAGCUUCUCACCUGUCUUCUCUAUAUUGUACGUGUUCUGCUUGACAAUCCAGCAGAGGGAAUAGGAUGCUGGGAAUGCGAAAAGCAGAAUUACUCAACCUUCAACCAGUCGUCUACAGAAAUAAACUGGGCUCCAAUCUUAUGGGUGGAUAGAAAAAUGCCAUUAUGGGCCAUACAGGUUAGCGUAGCUUUAAUCAGCUUCCUAGAGACCAUGCUUCUCAUCUAUCUCAGCUACAAGGGAAACAUCUGGGAGCAGAUUUUUCGCAUUUCAUUCAUCCUUGAAAUGAUCAACACGGUGCCCUUUAUAAUCACAAUAUUCUGGUCCCCUUUACGGAAUUUGUUUAUUCCAGUUUUUCUGAACUGCUGGCUGGCCAAGUACGCCCUGGAAAACAUGAUAAACGACCUGCACCGAGCGAUACAGAGGACGCAAUCCGCCAUGUUCAAUCAGGUGCUGAUUCUGAUUUGUACCCUGCUGUGUCUUGUUUUCACAGGAACCUGUGGCAUCCAGCAUUUAGAAAGAGCAGGCGACAACCUCUCCCUCUUCAAGUCCUUCUACUUCUGUAUCGUCACCUUCUCCACCGUGGGCUAUGGAGAUGUGACCCCAAAGAUCUGGCCCUCGCAGCUCCUGGUGGUUAUAAUGAUUUGCGUUGCCCUUGUCGUGCUGCCCCUCCAGUUCGAGGAGCUUGUGUACCUCUGGAUGGAACGUCAGAAAUCAGGAGGGAAUUACAGCCGCCACCGAGCACAGACGGAGAAACACGUUGUCCUUUGUGUCAGUUCCCUCAAGAUUGACCUCCUGAUGGACUUUCUGAAUGAGUUCUACGCCCAUCCCCGGCUGCAGGAUUACUACGUAGUGAUACUUUGCCCAACAGAGAUGGAUAUACAAGUUCGGCGGGUCCUUCAGAUUCCUCUGUGGUCUCAGCGAGUGAUAUAUCUUCAGGGAUCUGCACUGAAAGAUCAGGAUCUCAUGAGAGCAAAGAUGGAUAACGGAGAGGCCUGUUUCAUUCUCAGCAGUCGAAACGAGGCGGACCGCACAGCCGCGGACCAUCAGACCAUCCUGAGAGCCUGGGCUGUGAAGGAUUUUGCUCCCAACUGCCCCCUCUACGUUCAGAUUCUAAAGCCUGAAAACAAGUUUCAUGUCAAGUUUGCUGAUCAUGUGGUCUGCGAAGAAGAAUGCAAAUACGCCAUGCUGGCUUUGAACUGCGUCUGCCCAGCAACCUCCACGCUCAUCACCCUGCUGGUUCACACAUCCAGGGGCCAAGAAGGCCAGGAGUCCCCGGAGCAGUGGCAAAGGAUGUACGGACGCUGCUCAGGCAACGAAGUGUACCACAUCCGCAUGGGGGACAGCAAGUUCUUCAUGGAAUACGAAGGGAAAAGCUUCACCUAUGCUGCCUUCCACGCACACAAAAAGUAUGGCGUCUGCUUGAUCGGCAUCAGGAGGGAAGAGAACAAGAGCAUCCUGCUGAACCCUGGGCCGCGGCACAUCAUGACGGCGUCUGACACCUGCUUCUACAUUAACAUCACCAAGGAGGAGAACUCUGCCUUCAUAUUCAAGCAGGAGGAGAAGCAAAAGAAGAAAGGUUUUGCAGGGAGAGGGAUCUAUGACGGCCCAUCCAGGCUGCCUGUUCACAGCAUAAUUGCAAGUAUGGGUACAGUAGCCAUGGACCUGCAGAACACGGAAUGUCGCCCUGUUAACAGCAGCAAGCUGACCCUGCCAUCGGAAAAUGGAUCGGGUAACAGACGGCCCAGCAUUGCCCCGGUCCUAGAGCUAGCAGACAGCUCCUCCCUCCUGCCCUGUGAUCUGCUCAGCGACCAGUCAGAAGAUGAGAUGACGCAGUCAGAUGACGAAGGACUUACUGUUGUAGAAUAUGUGAAAGGCUACCCCCCGAACUCGCCCUAUAUUGGGAGUUCUCCCACUUUGUGCCACCUUCUACCUGUAAAAGCCCCUUUCUGCUGCUUGAGGUUGGACAAGGGCUGCAAGCACAACAGUUAUGAAGAUGCCAAGGCCUAUGGGUUUAAGAACAAAUUGAUUAUAGUUUCAGCAGAGACUGCUGGGAAUGGCCUGUAUAAUUUCAUCGUCCCUCUCCGUGCAUACUAUAGGUCCCGGAAAGAGUUAAAUCCAAUUGUAUUGCUACUGGACAACAAGCCUGAGAACCACUUCUUGGAAGCCAUCUGUUGUUUCCCCAUGGUUUACUACAUGGAAGGCACGAUCGAUAACCUCGACAGUUUGCUGCAGUGUGGGAUCAUUUAUGCUGACAACUUGGUGGUUGUGGAUAAGGAAAGCACAAUGAGCGCAGAGGAGGAUUACAUGGCAGACGCAAAAACAAUUGUCAACGUCCAGACCAUGUUCCGGCUGUUUCCAAGCCUUAGCAUCAUCACCGAGCUGACCCACCCGUCCAAUAUGAGGUUCAUGCAGUUCAGAGCAAAGGACAGUUAUUCCUUGGCCCUCUCCAAACUUGAAAAGAAAGAGCGAGAGAAUGGCUCCAACCUUGCGUUCAUGUUCCGGCUCCCGUUUGCUGCCGGCAGAGUGUUCAGCAUUAGCAUGUUGGAUACAUUACUCUAUCAGUCGUUUGUGAAGGACUACAUGAUCACCAUUACGAGAUUGCUGCUGGGCCUUGAUACCACGCCGGGUUCUGGCUACCUCUGUGCUAUGAAAAUCACUGAGGAUGACCUGUGGAUCCGGACGUAUGGCCGUCUCUUCCAGAAGCUUUGCUCUUCCAGUGCAGAAAUUCCCAUUGGGAUCUACAGAACUGAAUCGCACAUGUUCUCAACCUCCGAGCCUCAUGACAUCAGAACUCAGUCGCAGAUCUCAAUCAAUGUCGAGGAUUGCGAGGAUACAAAAGAUGUCAAGGAGCACUGGAACAUCAAGACAAGCCAUCACAGGAACUCCUGCUCGAGCGACCAGUCUGAACACCCCUUGCUACGGCGCAAAAGCAUGCAGUGGGCCCGCAGGCUGAGUCGGAAAGGAAACAAGCACACAAGCAAAACAGCGGAGUGGAUCAGCCAGCAGAGGUUGAGUCUGUACAGGAGGUCGGAGCGGCAAGAGCUUUCAGAGCUUGUCAAAAACCGAAUGAAACACCUGGGUUUACCUACCACUGGGUAUGAUGAAAUGAAUGACCAUCAGAACACAUUAUCCUAUGUCCUGAUUAACCCACCGCCGGACACCCGACUGGAACUCAACGAUAUAGUGUAUUUAAUACGGUCUGACCCUCUCGCUCACGUAGCCAAUGACUCCCACAGUCGAAAAAGCAGCUGCAGUAACAAACUGGAGCCGUGCAAUCCUGAAACAAGAGAUGAAACGCAGCUCUAAACAGCCUGGCCACUGCCCGCGUCUUCUUCUCAUAUUGCUACUGCAUGGAAUUGUCAGAGCCUUUACUAUCAACUGUACCCCAGGGCAUGGAUUCUUUGGGGACAAAAAUGGAGUCCAGGUGGAACACUGAAAAGAAAAAAAUCCCGUGAACACUAAUUGUCAGUGGGUUCCAAGGCCCUGGCAGAUUCCUCCGCAUUGCACUAAGAAAAUGUAAUUCCCAACCUGGAUUCGAGCGGCUUAGAAAUGCCUUGAAAGGAAGCUCUGCAAACCUCGGAGUUAAAGGACAGUUGGCCAAAUAAAAGGCUCAAGGAUUCAUACAGUUAUUUGUUUUUAACUUUUUUUUUUUAAAUCUAUACCGCAACUAGUGAAACAGUCUUCAUUGGUACUGGCAGACGUGGCCGCAGUGAGCAGAGACGACAACUGAAACCUGAUUGACUAGAAGGCUCGGGCUGAAAAACACCCCCAAACACUGCCGGUCACGUUGUACCCAGUGGGACGUGGAAGUGUCAGGGCGAGAGAGAAAAUUAUCAUGUAGCCUUUUUAUUUAUGUUUUCAAUGGUAUCCUUCCCCCUGCAGGCUACCCAACCGUCCUAAUGUUCUUCAGCAUUUGUUGCCUUGUUUUCCAUUAUGGGGAAAGAGAGAGAUGGGGGAGGGAGAGACGAGACUGAGACAUCACUUUUAAUUAUCCAGAUCCAGUUCUGGUAUGAUAGCAAAUCAUGCCAUUGGAAGCUCCAGCAAGCUGCUGAGGUGGGACAAGAAACCCCUUAAGCUAGAGGGCUGCUGGAAGUGUGUGAUUUGUCCGUAGGCGCUGGGGCUCUGAGCCACAGCCAUUGUCGAAUUACAGCCGUCUACGUUUAUCGUUCUGUCAAAAGCCUGUGCCAAAUCCACCGUUCCUUUUAAAGUCUCAUAAACAGGCAAACUGAGGACCAAAAUCAUCCCCGUGCUGUGUUCAUAUCUACAUGGAAACCCUGGUUCAACUGG